Molecule: messenger RNA, 372 nt
Organism: Olea europaea var. sylvestris
Lineage: Eukaryota; Viridiplantae; Streptophyta; Magnoliopsida; Lamiales; Oleaceae
Exons: 1
Coding region: 1-372 (123 amino acids)
Source: RefSeq, a predicted model, not a curated record
AUGGUCUCCAGCAAGCUUCUAGGCAAUGGUUUGCAAAAUUAUCUCUUGCUCUCCUCGACUAUGGUUUUGUUCAAGGAAACUCAAAUUCUUCUUUGUUCAUCAAGAAAUCUGCAUGUUCCUUUAUUGCUCUAUGUAGAUGAUGUCCUUUUGGCCAGUGAUGAUCUUGUGAAAAUCCAGAAAUUGAAGUCCUUUUUACAUGAUAAAUUCACUAUCAAAGAUCUUGGCCAGCUCAAAUAUUUUCUCGGAUUAGAGGUUGCAAGGUCAAGAAAUGACAUCUCUUUAUGCCAAAGGAAGUACGCCCUUGACAUCCUGGAAGACACUGGUUUUCUUGGUUCUAAACUAGCUGCUUUCCCCAUGGAAUCAACUCUCUGA